Gadus chalcogrammus (walleye pollock) is the source of this 686-nucleotide messenger RNA. It is a transcript of the gene asip1, whose product is annotated as agouti signaling protein 1. NCBI's taxonomy places the organism in Eukaryota, Metazoa, Chordata, Actinopteri, Gadiformes, Gadidae. Bases 297 to 686 code for a protein of 129 amino acids. The transcript has 4 exons. Gene Ontology annotation, cellular component: extracellular region. Gene Ontology annotation, molecular function: neuropeptide hormone activity; melanocortin receptor binding. The record is from RefSeq and is a predicted model, not a curated record. Gene Ontology annotation, biological process: hormone-mediated signaling pathway; melanosome organization; positive regulation of melanin biosynthetic process.
GAGAAGGGAGAGAGCGAGGGGGAAGGAGAUAAAAGAGCGCAAGGUAGCAGUUGAGGGGAAGGGAAGGAGAGAGGGUCAAAACAGGAACGCAGCCGGAGAGAGGGUUAAAACAGGAACGCAGCCGGAGAGAGGGUUAAAACAGGAACGCAGCCGGAAAGUAGAAAGACAUAAAAAUCACAAGAAUUUCGCGUUCAGAAGGACAGCGAGGAGCAGAAAGACACUGCCGCGAGGAGGGGGAAGGAGCACAUAUAUCGGAGAUCCAGAGCAGGCUCGGAUCAGCACGGAAACCCAAGAUUAUGAAGCCCAUGUGGCUGCUCCUCUGCCUCAUGGCUCUGUCCAGCACCGGGCGCUUCCUGGUCUCCGCCCACAUGAUGCCAGAGGACCGGCUCGUCAGCCAAUGGAACGCCACGGAACACCCCCUGUCCGGAAUCAAUGUCUCUCACUCUCCAUCCAUUGAAAUCGUAGAGUUAUCUAAAGCUGCCAAGAAGAACAAAAAAGCCAAGAAACAGAGGAAGCAGAACGAUCUGAGUGAGAGGAAGAGGCGGCCCCCGCCCCCGGCCGACUGCGUCCCGCUCUGGGGGAGCUGUCACCCCACCGGCAGCACCUGCUGCGACGGCUGCAGCGUCUGCCGCUGCCGGCUCUUCAAGACCGUCUGCUACUGCCGCAUGGGGAACCCGCGAUGCUGA